AUGCCGCCCAAGAAGCCGCCGUCCAAGCUGACAGCGCAGGGAUCGACGCUGAACCUGCCACCCACAGCGAACAACUACCGCCAGCCACUGCCAGCGCCGAUAUUGCCGCCGUCAGACUCAAUCCCACCGCUUUGGAGACCGAAUGCUGUUCCAACCGAGGUUUUUCCUGAAUGGACGGACCCUACAGCUCUGCCUGCGGAUCAUUGGGGGACUGCAGAACAGCCUUUUGAAGACUCUUUGACACCAGAAAACCUGCUUUUGCCGAAGGAGGUGAAAGAGCUCAGCGAUUCCAUUAUGUGGAAGCGUCCGUCUCAGUUUCUGCCGGUCAUCGUUGAUCCUGUGAUUCCUGCGACUCCACCGCCACCAACACCCGAGCCAAAAGCUGCCGGAAAGAAAGGAGCCGCUUCAGCUGCAAGGAAAGGAGAACCAGAGCCACCGAAAAGGCCUCCCCCGCCUCAACAUGCUCACGUAAGCUCUUCUACUCUACCAUCAACAACAGAGCAUCAUCACAACCACACACUACAUAUCCCUCGAGAUUUCCAACGACGGUGGAGCGCUGAGCAGAUUGAAACUCUUCAGGCUUGGGCCAAAGAGGAGGAACGCAUUGUACUUGAGCAACGACACCGUGAACGUAUGUACAUGGGAUUCGAAGAUGCCAUCGCGUAUAUCGUCAACGAGCGACCUCGAGAUCUCCUGGCAGAAGUGGAUUUUGAUGCAGACGACUUGGUGGACGACGGCCAAGACGAAGACGACGCCCUUACAAUAAACAUGGAUGUGAGCAAUGCGACGUCGCCGUGGGGGGUAAUGCCUCCUCCAAGGAUCGAGAUUGCUCCGAACGCAGUAUACAAACCCGGAAUUCCUCAUGGAGAUAUAAUUCACGCUAACAUGGCGUCGUACUUCCGCAUUGUGGAGCAGUUGUACAGCUCACGCCAAGACAACAACAGCAAUAUGGCGCCGUUUCUGUGGCAAGCUAUCUACCCUCAAGAUAACAGCGGGAAGCCAGUGUACAAUCCGGGUGGGAAGUACUGCGUCAAGUUGUAUGUCUUAGGAAGGUGGCGUCGCGUUGAUGUCGACGAUAAGCUACCGAUAGACGCCGAUGGGAACGUUAUCUAUCUGUCUAGCUCGGUGAAAAGUGAGAUCUGGCCGUGCUUGUUAGUGAAGGCUCUGUGUAAAGUGGCGUACUGGUUACAUCCACAGUCUCCUGAACCCGAAGCGAAGCAUCAAAGAAGCGCCGAUGGAAUGUGUCAAAACGUGGUUCAGAUCUUGUUAGCGCUCACCAGCUGGAAAGUCUCUCGGUGGGAGCCGAAAGCGAGUUUCGGUGCUAGUGAGAACGUCUUCCACCAGUUACUCCAGCCUCAAGCUGUGAUUUGUUGCGCAGGCGUCAAUCAAGUUGCCGACAUGGUUUUCGGUGAAGUGGUUCUGGUGACUGAUGUUGUUGGCGACACUGGCAACACCACGUUCAAAGUAGUUCGACAAGGCUCUCCAGCGACCAUUUCCGAGGAAACGAACGGUGUCAACGAGCUCGUGUUUCUGCUGGUUCACCCAGUCCUUCAAUACUCCGACACAUUUAUCCGCGGAUGGCUUCCAAAUCCAGAGCCUGUCGUCGAAGGUGUCGAAGAAGCACGUGCAGAACUCGUGCCGUUUGAAACUCCACGUGUACAAUUCGUGGUGAUAUCAAGGCACGAUGCCGCACCUGACCAGUCUCCAGGAGAUAGUUUAAGUGAUACGGCUGUAAAUCUCGUUGCCUCUUUAACUUCCGUUCAGCCACCCGAGCAAGAGCUGUAUAACCUCAACAAGUCGUCAGCAGUAAUAUCCACUCAUCUCGGUGUCGAUCCGAGUGGUAGCUUGAUUCUGAUUGAAGAGAUGGACAAGAAAGCAUCCUCGACGUCUUCAUUACCUGCGAUCCUGACACUGAACUCAACAUACUCGGAGUUUAUCAGAGUUUCUCCGGUGGAUAAAGGAAACAUCGUGUAUCGCGUCUACCCACAAAAAUCGCUGCGGUAUGGCUACAGCAUUCAUGUCGAGUCGAGCCACAAAGUUGCGUUUCAAGAUGCUCCGACGUACUGGCGCAGUUUGUCCAACCUCCACGUGAUCGAAUGCGACGGAGUACACCCAGUCAUGUUGCCAGGUACUUGGAACAUUUUGUUCAAACAAAGCUUUGAACUUGUUCCGUCGACCCAAGGAGACGAACGAUCGAAAUCGGCACCGGAACUGAGAAUUGAUCUCCAUCUAGUGGAGGAAUUGCUCGCAAACUUCACGCAUAUUUCCAUCGUGAACGAUGCCACAGGCGAAGUCAAGAGGGCCGGCACACUUUGCUCCAAGAUCACACUUCCUGUUGCUGCAAGUGAUGCUCCGAUUGCUUACACGUUGGUAGUCGACUGUGCCCCUGGCAACUUCUACGUCCGGGAAGGGAAAUGGAAACUUACACUUGCGAGUGACUGGGAAUUCUCCAAGUCAACAACGCACCAGAUGAAAUUGACGCAGUACGAGGGAGUUUACGAGCCGAACAAACCGUUGCUGUGCUUCCGAGAUGUGAUCAUGGCACCGAAGACGUCAAUCUGGACGAGUUUUCACUUCCAACUCUUACGCGACGGAGCUGUCGAGAGCGCUCUCGCUGCCAAGCUGGAGGUCUACGAUCUUGGUAGUAAUUCCGCCCGAAUCGGUGAGAAAAACUUCAAGGGGGAAGUUCGUUUGUUGCAGCUCCCGUGUGUAACUACAGCUGACGGUAAUCCACCUUCCGAGGAUAAGCGAGGCUACAUCAUCCAAGGCAGCAUCGACAGAGCCACCUGCAUCGUACCAGACGAGGUGCAAUCUCGUCGUCCAUGCCGCAGUCACUCGAAUCGUCCAUUAAAUGACCUGACAACCACGUCGGUGGAGGGAAACUCUGAUGUGCCACCACCUGGUUCUGCGCGCUCAUCUCGUGCUCAUUGCGACAUCAAAUGGCGACUCACUUGCUGGAGCUCGGAGGACGUAAAGUUACAGGAAGACAACACAAAAGAGCUGCAAUUCGAAGCCAUUCGAGCGUCGUGGGCCGAAAAGGCUGUCGAUCGCAACACUAAUGGCGCCGUGUCAAGGCUGCUGUACCUGGGUAAAGUGCAUGAAGCGGAGGUCAGGAUGAAGCAAGACAACAUGAUGGACGAGCAAAUCGCCAAGGUGAAAAGCCGCUUCGAGUGGAUUCAAGCGGUCAAAGCUAAGAUUACAUCAGCAGGAGUCAAUGAAUCGUAUCUCGAGGAAGCCCCAGGCAGCGACGAAAAACUGCUAUCGGAAGACGAACUCACCGAAAGCAAGCGUCUCUUGCUUGAACGGAUUGGUGCCGUGGAAGCGGACAAAGAACAGCGCCGUGUGGCCCGUGCAUUGGCCAAAGAGAAGCGCGCCCAGGAGCUGAAAAACAUAGUACGAGCCGUGAUCGACAGACGUGCGAGCUCUCUCAAGAAGCAACAGGAGCUGAAAAGGCAACUCGCAGCAGCUCUGACUCAGUCAGCCUAG
Messenger RNA from Phytophthora infestans T30-4, 3486 nucleotides. RefSeq lists its product as uncharacterized. The record is from RefSeq and is a predicted model, not a curated record. NCBI's taxonomy places the organism in Eukaryota, Oomycota, Peronosporomycetes, Peronosporales, Peronosporaceae. Bases 1 to 3486 code for a protein of 1161 amino acids. Gene Ontology annotation, molecular function: calcium-dependent cysteine-type endopeptidase activity. Gene Ontology annotation, biological process: proteolysis. The transcript has 5 exons.